This is a messenger RNA of Plutella xylostella (diamondback moth), 3554 nucleotides long. RefSeq names its product ankyrin repeat and MYND domain-containing protein 1. Lineage: Eukaryota; Metazoa; Arthropoda; Insecta; Lepidoptera; Plutellidae. Gene Ontology annotation, molecular function: protein binding. The record is from RefSeq and is a predicted model, not a curated record.
GACAUAAUAAUUUUGAAUAAUAAAAUAUUUUAUACUAAUUUUUUAGGUUUUUUUGCAAUAAAAUCUUGUAAAUAACUAUCAAUUAUUGUUUUAUUGUGCCUCUCGUUUGAACUUUACCCGCUAUGUCAGAAUCAUCAGUGCAGUGUACUGAGCCACCAACAAAUGUAGAGAAGUUAUGGCGUUAUGAUGAAUACUACAUAGGGGAGAGAGAUAAGGAGACAAGACGAGGGGGGGUAGGGGAGAACCACUGGACCAGUGCCAAGUCUAUAGAAUGGUACUCUGGCCAGUUCCUCCACGAUACGAUGCAUGGUCUUGGAGAAUACUUCUGGCGGUUCCGAGGACCUGAAGGCACUUUUAAUACGUACGAGGGCCACUUCUACGCUAACGAGAUGCAUGGAUACGGAGUCAUGUCCUAUGAUGAUGGACGGACUUUCACGGGCCUAUUCUUCAACAACAGCCGCUACGGUCCGGGCGUAGACCAUCACCCUGGUCUCCGCGACGACGCGGGGUUGUGGCGCGGGAAACAGCUGGUGCGGCUGGCGUGGCGGCCUCCAGCCAGGGCCGUGGUGCCAGACCUCGCCGCUACGGCUGAAGGCAGGGCGGUGUGUGAUGCGAGGCGAGUGAGGCUGGUGGCCGAGGCAGUCACGAUGGAAGGACCAAAUAGUGCUUUAAAUCUUCUUAAACGUAACGGAGUCGAUUCGGUAACAGCGGCAAACCGUUGGCCAGAGCUGUAUGCUAACACUUGUACAGAUAUACAAAGUAAGCUUUGCCAUAGAAAAGCUUUUAAAGAAGCUUAUUACGGCGAAAUGAUACAAUAUCUAAAGGUUGUUGAAGGAGCACCGAAAAAGGAUCCAACUUCGAAUGACGAUGAAAUUGUGGAGCCGGUGAUUUAUUUUGCGUGGAACAAUAAUCCCCAGAUGUUCCAUAUGAUGCAACACGCAUUCACUCAUGACUUCCAGAUAAGUCACUUCAAUUUGGAUAUUUCUCAUCUUCUAUCUGGUGAGAGAAAGAAGUUUAAGCCUCCUGGAGAUCACGAACUUGACUGCAGGACAUUACUGUUGGCUAGUUAUUUGGGAGACAUCUCUAUCGUGGCCGACAUGAUAAAUAAUAAACAGGUUCAUCCAGACCUUGCAGAUGUGCAGGGAAACACAGGUUUGAUGUAUGCUACAUGCGGCAAUCAAACAGACAUAAUGCAUUUUCUCAUAGAAGCUGGUGCCUCAAUAAACGGUUACAAUGACGCUUGUCUCACUCCACUAGGUGUAGCACUCAUGUUCUAUGUUGCAGUCUCAAAAGACGUACCUAUGGACCAGAUAGAAGAAGCAUUUGUGCCAUUAAUACCUGUAACGGAGCCGAAAGCAAUCGACUGGAACAUCACACGGCAGCAAGAAGUCUUCUUGACAAAGCCACAGAGUGCAACCAGCAUUCACACGAUGAACCGACAGAAGAGCUCGAGCAUCCGGCGCUCCUCCCAGGGAACCUUCAGGCCUCGCACCUCACAGGUGUCCAAGGCAUCAGUCAAGAGGAAAAGCAUAAAGAGAACACAAUCAGGACGACUGUCCUACGAUUCCGAGCUAUUCUUCCCAGAUGACCAUUACGGCUAUCUUUCAGUGUCCCACGAUUAUCAAACUAGAGUGCUCGAAGUGUUUCCAGACAGCAGCAAACCCAGAGAUAUAGCAAAAACUCCACGGCAGGCAUACAUAUUCGAUGAUCCAAUGGUCGAUGAUAUAAUUAAGGAUAAAGUCCAGAAAACAGGUGCAAAUAAAAUAGAAAACAAGAAAGCUACGAAAUCUGAAAAAUCUACCAGCAAAAGUAAAAAGAAAGAACCAAAAUCCAACCUAGAAGCAUCAAACAAAAGUGCAAAGGCAAAAUCUAAAGAAAUUAAACAGAUAACUGAGGAUGAGAGCAAAAUAAAGUUAAAAAAAGAAAUGUUAGACAAGAUAGAGUUAACAAUUCUGAAACUGCUACUGGACGGGGCGGAUCCUACCCUCGUCACAUGUCCUCAACCAGCGCUGGUCAUGGCCCUGGCUUCUGGAAGCACAGAACUAGUGCGAAGCCUGGUUAAUUUCGUUGAUGUCAAUGCUGUCGAUCCCAAGUCGUCAGGAAGCCGGCCCUUGGAUAUGGCUUUAUCCGGGCAACUUUCUGAAGAUACGUUGAGCCUAGUGAAAAUACUGCUGGAAAAAGGAGCUAGUACUCAGCACCGGAUGCCUUAUGCGGAUCCCUGCGACCCAAAGGCCUUGGGCCCUACACUGCUACACGCCCUGCUAGAGAGGAAACUACCGGAAAGUCAAGAAGAGAUCCGGAAAGACCUAAUAAGGCUACUUCUCGAGCACGACUGCGAUGCCAACGCAUUAUUCCACGGAUAUUCAGCGAUCGAUGCGGCCAUGGACCGACGAGUUGAUCUACUCAGUACAUUCAUUACCAGCCCUAAAGCUAAAUUGAAUGACCCAAUCAACGAAGCCAAUCAAACUGUACUGGUCAAGACGUUCGAUGUGGAAUAUUUUAAAGUUCUUGAUAGUUCUAUGAGACAAGAAAUACUAACAACCCUUAUACUGUACGGAGCUGAUCCGUUGAGAGAGUGUCAGGAUGGGGAUGAAAAAUAUGCGAACUUCUUCGUUUAUGCUGAAGCAAAUGCCGAGAAGUUUACAAAACAAAGUGCUCCCGCAUCUGAAAAACAGUCCACGAAGUCUAAAGGCAAGUCAACUAGAGCUAAAGCCAAGCCAAUAGCUCAGGAGAAGAGCAAGAAAGGGAAAGAUAUAAAGCCACGCAAAAGCACACAACACAUAGACUAUAGGGCAGAAUACAAACUUUCGGUUGCCCUGAUAGCCGACUGCCUCAGGGUGUUACAUGUGCGGUGGAUCGCAGCUAAUCUCUUGAAGAAAUUACUUGAGCUAGUAGCCAAACAUAAGAACCGUCCCUGGCACUUAAAAAUGAGGGAGCACAAACACAGAACACAAGUCCGCCUCUGGUUGAAGACGGAGCGAUGUCUGGACAUUUGGGACAUUCUGCGGACAUCAAAGAACAAUACUUACAGUGAUAAUGGUGUAUUCAGAGAUACGAUGUGCAUAGUGCAGUAUUAUCAUGUCCAAGGCCAAAAGAUAACUAUACAAGAGAAGGAAGCAAUAGAGUCCACAGUAUCUCGUCUCAUUAAAGAGCAUAACGCACUGAACAAAGUACCUAACGAAGCGGCAUUACAACAACAUUACGUUAAACCGGAAUUGUUUAGUAAGAACAAAAAGUUUAACGUAUGUUUCGAAUGCUACCUGCCACUGCCAGAGUCCAGAAUUCGAUGCGAACUUUGUUCCCUAGUGUUCUUCUGUAACUUAAACUGCCUUGAGGUUAAUUGCGGAAGACCUAACUGCCACCCUUGCAGUGAAUAUUUAAAACAAAAGUUAUUUCCCGAACAGGAGAUAAUUUGAACUAUGUCACCCUUGUAAAUAAAUAAGACAAUGAUGUCGAUUCUGAAGGCAGAAAUUCUAAAUUUAGAGCUGUCAGAACCUUAAUUUGUUUGUUUAAAAUUAGACUCUAUGAUUGUUUCCGUAAAUGUCAUUUUAUGC